UCUCCGUGCUCCCGUCAAUAACAUGGGCGACUGUCGAAUGUCGACCCCGCGCACGACAUCGUGUAUUCGAUCUAUUUAUUCUGGUUGAUUGCGACUGUGCGUCAGUUGACAGUUUACGGCAGAUAAUAUCAUUAAAAACCUUGACAGCAUUGUAUCAAUAGUUUAAAUUAAAUUUAAAUUAAAACGCCAUUGCAUCCUUUUUCACUGACAUCUAUUGCAUUCAUAAAGAAUUCAAAAUGUCUUUGUAUCCGACACUAGAAGAUAUGAAAGUAGAUCAUAUGAUGAAGGCUCAGAUACAAGCCGAGUCACAAUAUGUUGCCUCGAUCGAAUCCACGACUCCCUCGGCUCCAACUUAUGUUCCUUCUGCACCGAAUAUACUGUAUCCAUCCUUGGGAGAUUACAUGGGUCUCGAGUUGAAUGAAGAGACCAUUGCGCAAAAUAUGCCCGAAUAUGCGCUCACUACACGCCAGAAUGCGAAUGAUGUAGCUCUCACUUCAACGGACAUAACAUGUGGCCCAUUAGCAGGGAUGAUCGCUCCUUUGUCAGGACAAUCCAGGGCUUUGCAAAAAGCUCAAGUAACAAAUGGUAUCAGAGAGUUGACACUUUGUAAGGAUGGUGAUGGAAAAGUUGGCGUUAGGGUACAUACGAUAAAUAAUGGAGUUUUUGUGUGUCUCGUGAGUCAAGAUUCUCCAGCAGCAAUGGCUGGAUUACGUUUCGGUGACCAAAUUUUGAGCAUCAAUGAUGUCUGCGUUGCUGGAUAUUCAAUGGAUCAAGUACACAAACUUCUCCGUAACGCGAACGUCAAUGGGAUCAAAGUGGUCGUGCGUGAUAGACCAUUUGAGCGUACUGUAACAAUGCACAAAGACAGUAUGGGUUAUGUCGGAUUUCAAUUUAAGAAUGGAAAAAUAAUUGCUCUAGUGAAAGAUUCGUCAGCUACGCGAAAUGGACUUUUAACUGAUCAUCAAAUACUCGAGAUUAACGGAAAGAACGUAAUCGGGAUGAAGGAUAAAGAUAUCACAUCAGAGAUUGAAAAAGGUGGAGACAUCAUCACCGUAACGAUAAUACCAUCGUACAUUUAUGAUCACAUGGUGAAAAAGAUGUCAAACAGCUUGUUGAAAAAUUUAAUGGAUCAUUCUGCGCUGGAUCUUUAAAUUGAAAUAAAUUGUCUCAGUUUCAUUUAUGUCAUACAACUGCCAUUGGGCAUGUGCAUUAUCCUCCGUAGCUUAAUUACAAAAAAGUAACGAAUAUGCUACAUAUCGUAUGCCAUAAGUAUAUUUACAAGAUGCCAAUCUUAUUCCCAUAGCAAGCGUAUAUGUGAUACCCGUUUAGAAAUAGCCUACAUUACAUGUGUUGAAAUGUGUAUUUCAACACACCAAUUGGCUAAAAAUUACUAAAAGAUAUUUAUCAGAGAUUAUUUUUUUAUACAGAAGUACAUCUAAACUUCCAAAAAAUAUGGAGAUCUAAAUAUUCAACUCCAAUCGUAUGGAGAAAGUAUAGGCAGUUACAUUUAUUCUAAUAUGACCAAUUAUAUUUGCACUAUAAGAUGAUACAUGUUAUAUCUUUUGUUAUACAAAUUUUUUCCAUAUAUCGAUUGAGCCAAUUAUCUCGCAGUUAUAUCAAUAUGAUAUAUGACUUUAUCUUUUUCCCGUUAUUGAAAAUCUUUUAUAUUUUAAUUUUUUCCACAGGAAUAAAAUGAUAAAAAUUCAUUGACAUUUCUAAUAUGAUUAUUGUUUAUACUACAAAUUUUUUAAAUGUAAUAAAUUAUUUUAAAUUUUUAUGUAUGUAUAAUAAAACACAUUUUUAACAUUUUAAAAGAAAAUUUUGUAAUGAAUAUACUUUCGUUCCAACGAGCUGUAACGUUUUUCUGAGUAAGAAUUGUAAGAAAUCGUACCGUGUAAAUAUCAAUGGUUAUUACGAUUAAUAGACAAGCAUUAAUUAUUUUUAAUUAUCCUUUAAAUAUCUUCUACGAUAAAUUAUCUAUUUUAUAUUGUACAACAGCACAUCAUUUAUUUGAAAUUUCUGGACUGCCGUAUUUAUCACAAUGAUAGAAACAUGAUAUAAAAAUGUUUAAGAAACAAGAAAUAAUGUACGUAAAUACCAAUCUUUCUCACAUACUUUUCGAUAUCUUUAAUCAAAGAUAAUAAACGUAGAUCUUUAGCAUACUUUUUUUAAUUGAUUCUUUAGGGAAAAGUAGAUCAAUAUUUUACUUUUCCAUUAUUUGUAAAAUAUUUCAUCAACUUCUUCACUAUUCUUAGAAACUAUUAGUGCUAUUUCUUUUUUAAUAAGAAAAAUAAAAAGAUAUUAGAUUUGAUAUUAGAUGACAAUUGUUCUUAUAUUUGAAAAAUAAAACUGUAAUCAGAUAAAUAAUAGGUAAAUUUUCUAUUGCAUUCCAUGCAUUUUAUUUGAAAAACAAUUGUAAUAGUGUCAAUGUUAUUUUAAAUAAAACAAAAUAUUUCAUCAACUUCUUCACUAUUCUUAAAAACUAUUAGUGCUAUUUCUUUUUUAAUAAGAAAAAUAAAAAGAUAUUAGAUUUGAUAUUAGAUGACAAUUGUUCUUAUAUAGCUGUGUAUUAGAUUGAUUAAAUAAAUGAUUAAA
This is a messenger RNA of Monomorium pharaonis (pharaoh ant), 2595 nucleotides long. Its product is annotated as syntenin-1. Gene Ontology annotation, cellular component: plasma membrane; cytoplasm. The transcript is spliced from 8 exons. Lineage: Eukaryota; Metazoa; Arthropoda; Insecta; Hymenoptera; Formicidae. Gene Ontology annotation, molecular function: protein binding. Bases 237 to 1151 code for a protein of 304 amino acids. The record is from RefSeq and is a predicted model, not a curated record.